UCGAGCAGGGUUAAAGGACCUGACUAAAGUAGAAGUAGAUAUUCGCUUUUCAUUAUGAGAAGCUCGACGUAGGCAACGACUUUAAAGAAAGGGAAGAUAUUUAAUAUACAAAUACAACGAAACUGCCAUGCACAUCUUACUCGGAUGCCCUAUAUAAACGCUUCCUCUGGACAAAAUGCAUUUCCAACGGAACUAUUACCAAGGACAAGGGGCUUGAAUGAAAUAUUUUUUGCUGAAUGAAAAUAUAUUUAAAAAUUAUCUCGACAGAGACAAAGAAGUACAGAAAUGGCUGACAGAACCGCUCCGAAUUGUCACCUACGACUUGAGUGGGUGUACGGAUACCGGGGACAUCAGUGCCGCAACAACCUGUACUAUACCGCGGCCAAGGAAAUAGUCUACUUUGUCGCCGGCGUGGGAGUUGUGUAUAACACAAGAGAACACAAGCAAAAAUUUUACUUGGGUCACAACGAUGACAUAAUCAGUCUAGCUCUCCAUCCGGAGCGCGUGCUCGUAGCGACGGGCCAGGUGGGGAAGGAGCCUUACAUCUGUGUGUGGGACUCCUACACCGUCCAGACUGUGUCCAUCCUGAAGGACGUCCACUCACACGGCAUCGCCUGCUUGGCCUUCGACCUGGAGGGACAGUGUCUGGUCUCAGUGGGCCUCGACUCGAAGAACACUAUAUGUGUGUGGGACUGGAGGAGAGGAAGAGUCCUGGCUGCUGCCCCUGGCCACACCGACCGGAUAUUUGACAUAUCGUGGGAUUUGUAUCAGCCCAGCAAGCUUGUCAGCUGUGGUGUCAAACAUAUCAAGUUCUGGAGCUUGUGUGGCAACGCUCUGACCCCCAAACGAGGCGUCUUUGGCAAAACGGGAGACCUCCAGACAAUCCUCUGCCUCGCCUGCGCCAAGGACGAGGUCACGUACUCUGGUGCCUUGAACGGAGACAUCUACGUGUGGAAGGGCAUCACUCUGCUGCGUACGGUCCAGGGAGCACACGGGUCAGGGAUCUUCAGCAUGAACGCCUGUGAGGAGGGCUUCGCUACCGGGGGGCGCGACGGCUGUGUGCGUCUCUGGGACCUCAGCUUCAAACCCAUCACUGUCAUGGACCUCAGGGAGACCGAUCAAGGAUAUAAAGGGCUGUCGGUCCGCAGUGUGUGCUGGCGGGGGGACCACAUCCUGGUGGGCACCCAGGACAGCGAGAUCUUUGAGGUGGUGGUGCACGAUCGCACCAAGCCUUUCCUCAUCAUGCAGGGUCACUGCGAGGGCGAGCUGUGGGCGCUCGCCGUCCACCCCACCAAGCCCCUGGCCAUGACCGGCAGUGACGACCGCUCUGUCAGGAUAUGGAGUCUGAUCGACCACGCGCUGAUCGCUCGCUGCAACAUGGAGGAGCCGAUCCGCUGCGCUGCCGUGAGCACUGAUGGGAUCCACCUGGCUCUGGGCAUGAAGGACGGCUCCUUCACCGUCCUCAGGGUCAGGGACAUGACAGAGGUGGUCCACAUAAAGGACAGGAAGGAGGCCAUCCAUGAGCUGAAGUACUCACCUGACGGAGCUCACCUGGCCGUGGGCUCCAACGACAACUCGGUGGACGUGUACGGGGUGGUGCAGAGGUACAAGAAGGUGGGGGAGUGCAUCGGCUCCUGCAGCUUCAUCACUCACAUGGACUGGUCCACCGACAGCAAGUACCUGCAGACCAACGACGGCAGCGGCAGGAGACUCUUUUACAGGAUGCCAAGCGGUAAGGAAAUCGCCAACCGUGAGGAUCUGAAGAUGGUGCAGUGGUCGUCCUGGACGUGUGUGUUGGGUCCCGAGGUUAACGGGAUCUGGCCUAAAUACUCAGAGAUCAACGACAUCAACUCUGUGGAUGCAAACUUCAAUAACCAAGUUUUAGUGACGGCGGACGACUACGGAUUAGUGAAACUUUUGCGAUACCCGUGUAUAAGAAAAGGUGCAAAAUUUAAAAAGUAUUUAGGUCACUCUGCCCAUAUAACCAACGCCAGGUGGUCACAUGACUACCAGUGGGUGAUAACCAUUGGUGGAGCUGACCACUCUGUGUUCCAGUGGAAGUUUGUUCCGGAGAGAAAAUCGAAAGAAGCGCUCCACAUAGCACCUCAAGAGAGCCUGGCGGACUCCAACAGCGAGGAGUCGGACUCGGACCAGUCGGACGUGCCGGAGAUGGACUCAGAGAUCGAACAGGAGACGCAGCUCACAUACAGGAGACAGGUUUACAAAGAAGAUCUACCUCAGCUCAAAGAGCAGUGCAGAGAGAAGCACCGAGCGCUGGCCAUGAAGAAGAGGGAGCGGGCGCCAGGAAGUGGCGUCAAACUCCACUUCAUCCAUGGCUACAGAGGCUACGACUGCCGUAGCAACCUGUUCUACACUCAGACGGGGGAGAUCGUGUACCACGUGGCGGCUGUGGGUGUGGUCUACAACCGUCAGCAGAACACCCAGCGCUUCUACAUGUGCCACGACGACGACAUCUUGUGCUUGGCCAUCCACCCCCUCAAGGACUACGUCGCUACCGGCCAGGUUGGCAGAGACUCCUCCAUUCACAUAUGGGACACAGAGGUUCUGAAGCCCAUGUCAGUGUUGAAAGGAUCCCACCAGCUGGGAGUGUGUGCACUGGACUUCUCAGCGGAUGGUAAACGCCUGGCCUCUGUAGGACUGGAUGACAACCACACCAUUGUCCUGUGGGACUGGAGGAAGGGAGAGAAGCUCUCUGCCAUAAGGGGAAGCAAGGACAAGAUUUUUGUUGUUAAAAUCAAUCCAUACAUGGCAGACAAGCUCAUUACAGCCGGCGUUAAGCACAUGAAGUUUUGGCAUAAAGCCGGUGGGGGUCUGAUUGGUCGUAAGGGCAACAUGGGGAAGACGGAGACCAUGAUGUGUGCGGUGUACGGCUGGACGGAGGAGACGGUGUUCUCGGGCACGUGCACUGGAGACAUCUGCAUCUGGAGAGACAUGUUCCUGGUGAAGACCGUGAAGGCCCACGACGGGCCCGUGUUCAGCAUGCACGCCCUGGAGAAGGGCUUCGUGACCGGGGGAAAGGACGGCAUCGUGGCUCUCUGGGACGACACCUUCGAGAGGUGCCUGAAGACCUACGCCAUCAAGAGAGCCGUUCUGGCGCCCGGCUCCAAAGGGUUGCUGCUGGAGGAUAACCCUUCCAUACGGGCCAUAUCCCUGGGUCACGGCCAUAUCCUUGUGGGAACCAAGAACGGGGAGAUCCUGGAGGUGGAUAAAAGCGGACCCAUUACCCUGCUAGUCCAGGGCCACAUGGAGGGCGAGGUGUGGGGCCUGGCCACUCACCCCCACCUCCCGCUGUGUGCCACCGUCAGCGACGACAAGACGCUGCGCAUCUGGGACCUCUCCCCCAGUCACUGCAUGCUGGCCGUACGCAAGCUCCGCAAGGGGGGGCGCUGUUGCUGCUUCUCCCCCGACGGCAAGGCCCUGGCCGUGGGCCUGAACGACGGCAGCUUCCUGAUCGUCAACGCAGACACCCUGGAGGAUCUGGUGUCCUUCCACCAUCGCAAGGACGUCAUCUCCGACAUCCGGUUCUCUCCAGGCGCUGGGAAGUACCUAGCGGUGGCGUCUGGCGACAGCUUCGUGGACAUCUACAACGUGAUGAGCAGUAAGAGAGUGGGCGUGUGCAAGGGGUCGCUCAACAACAUCACCCACCUGGACUGGGACAAAAGAGGAAAAUUACUGCAAGUCAACACCGGUGCUAAGGAGCAAUUAUUUUUCGAGGCGCCCCGCGGCAAGAGGCAGACUAUUCCCUCAACGGAGGUGGAGAAGAUCGACUGGAGCACAUGGACUUGUGUCUUGGGGGCGUCCUGUGAGGGCAUCUGGCCUGUGGUCAGCGAGGUGACUGAGGUGACCUCCGCCUGCCUUACCAGUGACAGGAAGGUGCUAGCGACAGGGGACGACCUGGGAUACGUCAAGCUGUUCAGGUACCCAGUCAAGGGGAAGUAUGCAAAGUUCAAGCGCUACGUAGCUCACAGCACCCAUGUGACCAACGUGCGGUGGACCCAUGACGACGGUCUCCUGGUAACGGUUGGCGGCGGCGACACGUGCCUGAUGAUCUGGAGCCACGAGGCUGAGGGUCACCGCGUGGCCAGGCACUGUGACAGCGAGGAGUCGGACAUCGAGAGUGAAGAUGACGGGGGCUACGACAGCGACGUGACCAGGGAGAAUGAGAUCAACUACACCAUCAAGGCCUUAUCCACCAACGUCCGCCCCAUGACCGGGGUGAAGCCCCACAUGCAGCUGAAGGAGCCGUCUGUGGAUGAGAGGCAGGGGGUGGUCAGAGGGUCAAGACCUCCAGUCAGCAGGGCCCUGCCUCAGCCAGAGAAGCUACAGACCAACAACGUGGGCAAGAAGAAGAGACCCAUUGAGGACCUGGUGCUGGAUCUGGUUUUCGGUUACCGCGGCAACGACUGUCGCAACAACGUUCACUACCUGAAUGAUGGGGCGGAUAUCAUCUACCACACAGCCUCAGUGGGGGUCGUCCUCAACCUGACGACAGCCUGCCAAAGCUUCUAUCUAGAACAUAGCGAUGACAUUCUGUGCCUGACUAUCAAUCAACACCCCAAGUUUCCCAACGUCGUGGCGACUGGCCAAGUAGGUGACAUAGGGGACAUGUCAGCUACAUCUCCCUCUAUUCACGUGUGGGACGCCACCAGCAAGCAGACGCUGUCCGUGCUGCGGUGCUUCCACUCCAGGGGGGUGUGCUCGGUCAGCUUCAGCGCCACGGGCAAGCUGCUGCUGUCGGUGGGUCUGGACCCCGAGCACACCGUCACCAUCUGGAAGUGGCAGGAAGGUGCCAAAGUGGCCAGCCGCUCGGGCCACACCCAGAGGAUAUUCGUGGCUGAGUUCCGGCCGGACUCGGACACUCAGUUCGUGUCGGUGGGCAUCAAGAACGUGCGGUUCUGGACACUGGCUGGCCGCGCCCUGCUGAGCAAGAGGGGGGUGAUGAGCUCUGUCGAGGACGCUCGCAUGCAGACCAUGCUCGCGGUCGCGUUCGGAGCUAAUAACUUGACAUUUACAGGUACCAUUAGUGGGGAUGUGUGUGUGUGGAAGGAACACGUUCUAGUGAGAGUAGUGGCCAAAGCCCACACAGGUCCUGUGUUCACCAUGUACACCACGCUCAGAGACGGACUCAUCGUCACCGGAGGCAAGGAGAGACCGUCCAAGGAAGGAGGAGCUCUGAAGCUGUGGGACCAGGAACUGAAGCGCUGCAGAGCCUUCAGACUGGAGACGGGACAGGUCAUCGACUGUGUCCGCUCCGUGUGCAGGGGCAAGGGGAAGAUCUUGGUUGGGACCAGGAACGCAGAGAUCAUCGAGGUGGGAGAGAAGAACGCAGCGUGCAACAUCCUGGUGAACGGACACAUGGACGGGCCCAUCUGGGGCGUGGGGGCCCACCCCACCAGGGACGUCUUCCUGUCCGCUGCAGAAGAUGGAACAGUCCGGCUGUGGGACAUCCCAGAGAAGAAGAUGCUCAACAAGGUGAACCUGGGCCACCCAGCGCGAGCCGUCAGCUAUAGCCCCGAGGGGGACAUGGUGGCCAUUGGCAUGAAGAACGGAGAGUUCAUCAUCCUGCUGGUGACCUCGCUCAAGAUCUGGGGGAAGAAGAGAGACAGACGCUCUCCCAUCCAGGACAUCAGGUUCAGUCCAGAUUCUCGCUACUUGGCUGUGGGUUCUACCGAGAGCGCGGUCGACUUCUAUGACCUGACUCUUGGGCCGCAGCUUAACCGUAUUAACUGCUGCAGGGACAUCCCCAGCUUUGUGAUGCAGAUGGAUUUCUCAGCCGACAGCUGCUAUGUCCAGAUUUCCACAGGUGCUUAUAAACGGCUGGUGUACGAGGUGCCGUCUGGAAAACAGGUCACAGAGCAGUCGGUUAUAGACAGGAUUACAUGGGCCACAUGGACAAGUGUGCUGGGGGACGAGGUUGUGGGGAUCUGGUCCAGGAACACGGACAAAGCCGAUGUCACCUGCGCCUGUGUAUCCCACUCUGGCCUCAACAUCGUCACUGGCGAUGACUUUGGAAUGGUAAAGCUGCUUGACUUUCCGUGUCAAGAAAAGUUUGCCAAACACAAACGCUUCCUGGGGCACUCUGCCCACUUAACCAACAUCCGCUUCACGAGCGGGGAUCGCUUCGUCAUCAGUGCCGGGGGAGACGACAGGAGCCUGUUUGUCUGGAGGUGUGUUCACGCUCCUCACUAGGAAACACACCUGGACACCCGCUCCACCGCCACAGGGGGCUGCAUGGGCUGCUUCCAGCAUGGCUACCCAGAGAGGAGACCCCGCAGUGGGACUGACGCAUGUCGAGAGGGGGGCGUCAGACCAGGCAGCUAAUAGAUAAGAGGUGACCUCACCCCAGGUGUGUAGACGCAGGAGCCUCAUUCCAGAGCUGGCUGUGUCUCUCCACGAGUCUGGGAGCUCACAGCCCCUGUCCACGAGUCUGGGAGCUCACAGCUCCUGUCGUUGCAACAUCUCCAUACAACUUCUUACAUUCAACCAGGUGGCUGAGCGGUUAGGGAAGCGGGUUAGUAAUCUGAAGGUUGCCAGUUCAAUUCCCGGCCGUGCCAGAUGACGUUGUGUCCUUGGGCAAGGCACUUCACCCUACUUGCCUCAGGGGGAAUGUCCCUGUACUUACUGUAAGUCGCGUCUGCUAAAUUACUAAAAUGUAAAUGUAACUUGUAUAACUUCCUCCCAUUUCUUCUGCACUUGAUUUUAAUGGUGGAUGACUUUUUUUAGGAUGAGUGUUUCUGUGUAAACGUUUGAAUGGCAGUUUUGCCAGUCGGUUUUUGUUGAAUGAAAAUAAAAAUAAAUUGAAUAAGCUGUAGCAAACUAAAUUAGCCUUAAUAUACAUUGGAGGGUAUAAAUGUUGAGGUUUGGAGUGAUCUGAAUUUUCUUUUUUUUUCUCGUAGUAAUUUUCUUUUUUACUUGUAGUUUCAACUCCUGUGGCCUUCUCCCUGAAUGUAACAUCCGCACUUAUGUUCCGGGUGUCAGCAUGCCAAAGCAUUCUAUGCACUGUACCUGACCUGGUCACUGUGUCGUCCUGAGAGGUCCUUUAUGUGACUACCUUGUCCUCUGGUUCAACCUCAAACUCCCUCAGCUGUGUGUGUUAUUCAAGUGUAGCGACCUUUAGCUUGUGCAGUAACCUUCCAUAACAUGUUGUGUGUACAUAGUCGUUUGAGGUUUUGUGUAUGUGUGUAUUGGACAUGCAUGGCUUCGUGAAAGACAAUCCUUGUCCAACCAAAUUCCUCUGAAAACAAAGGAAAAAAGCUGUUGUUUCAAUACACUGUUGCAUUUCUCCUUUGAUCAUUUUUCAGUGUGCUGCUACAGUAUGACAUAUUAAUAGCAUAUUUCAAAGUAUAUGUUUAAAAGGUUGUGGCUGUUUGUUCAAGGGUAAAAAAGAA
Messenger RNA from Osmerus eperlanus (European smelt), 7409 nucleotides. RefSeq names its product EMAP like 5 (gene eml5). Gene Ontology annotation, molecular function: microtubule binding. NCBI's taxonomy places the organism in Eukaryota, Metazoa, Chordata, Actinopteri, Osmeriformes, Osmeridae. The record is from RefSeq and is a predicted model, not a curated record. The transcript is spliced from 43 exons. The coding region runs from base 286 to 6210 and encodes 1974 amino acids.